AUGGGCAACAUUGUGGUUUUGGCGGGGGACUUCAACCGCCACGACCUCCUCUGGGGCGGAGAUGAAGUGUCAGCGAGCAGACAAGGGGAGGGCCAGCCCAUCAUUGACCUGAUGGACGACUUUGGUCUUAGCAGCCUUCUCCGAGGAACGAAAACGUGGCAAAGGUCGGACGAGGAGAGCACCAUCGACUUGGUGCUGGCAUCGGCGGAACUGGCGGACGAGUUGACAUCCUGCGUGAUUCAUCCAACAGAGCACGGAUCAGACCAUAGAGCGAUCCAGACGACCUUCGACAUUCGAGUGCCGGAGCGUACCUUUCCGCAGCGCCUGAUGCUCAAGAACGCGCCGUGGAUCGCCAUCGCAACCAGGGUCGAGGACGAGCUUCGGCCUCUUCCGUGGACUGUGGGGGUGCAGACGCAGGCGGAUCAGCUCAUGCGGGUGGUCACCAAGGCGCUUCGAGAUCUGACUCCUCGAGCCCAGCCGCCGUCAUACGCGAAGCGAUGGUGGACAAAGGACCUGACGCGACUCCGUCGGACGUACACGUAUUGGCGCAAUCAAGCAAGGGCGCAGCGAAGAGCCGGUCAAUCGCGUCCGGAUCUGGAGCAGCGCGCCAGGAGGCUGCGAAGGAGUACCACGACAAUUUGCGGAGACAAAGAAGGCCCAUUGGGAUGA
Molecule: messenger RNA, 669 nt
Organism: Hirsutella rhossiliensis
Lineage: Eukaryota; Fungi; Ascomycota; Sordariomycetes; Hypocreales; Ophiocordycipitaceae
Product: endonuclease-reverse transcriptase domain-containing protein
Exons: 1
Coding region: 1-669 (222 amino acids)
Molecular function (GO): catalytic activity
Source: RefSeq, a predicted model, not a curated record